Messenger RNA from Daphnia magna, 1925 nucleotides. Its product is annotated as extensin-2. The record is from RefSeq and is a predicted model, not a curated record. NCBI's taxonomy places the organism in Eukaryota, Metazoa, Arthropoda, Branchiopoda, Diplostraca, Daphniidae.
CAGGGCCAAUGGAUUGAAACAGGGUUGACUUUGCAGUCAUAUAAAAUGAGAGGACAGAAAUGUAUCAAUUCAGUGUAGUAAGCAACUUGGACAGCAACACGACAUCUACCAUCAGUUGUACUUCACAUCGUGUUUUCUAACUCUAAAAUGAUGACUAACUACGGCGCGAUGCUGCUGUUGGCUGUCGUUACCUUGAUGGCUGGAAAGGCCUGGGGGGGACCGAUGGGAUCGUCUUCUGGGUACUACACCACUCCGGCGCCUUACUACACAACGACGUAUGCAGCCCCCAGCUACUACACCACCAAGGCUCCCGAGUCCUACACAACGAAGAAGGCCGAGUAUUAUACAACAACAUAUGCUACUCCUAGCUACUACACCGAGUCACCUAGCUACUACACGACCAAAGCGCCAGAAUACUACACCACAGCAUCCUACUACAUCACUACAUAUGCUGCUCCGACCUACUACACUGAAGCUCCCAAGUCCUACUCAGCUCCAAGCUACUACACUGAGGCUCCGAAAUACUACACCACUAAGGCGCCGGAGUACUACACAACGGCUUACGCUGCACCAAGUUACUACACCGAAGCCCCCAAGUACUAUGCUGUCCCCAGCUAUACUACUACUACCGCUGCCUACUACACCGAAGCAGAAGCAACCAAGUACUACGUAGCUCCGACUUACUACACUGAAGCCGCUCGGUCUUACUACAGUGAGCCCACUUAUUACACAGAGGCCCCUCAGUAUUACUCCACCCCGUCUUACUACACCGAGCCCAGCUACUACACAACAACAACUUACUCCACCCCAGCUUAUUACCCUGAAGCUGCAAAAUACUACUCGGCACCAAGCUACUACACUAAAGCCCCGGUUUACUCUGCUACAUAUGCCAAACCAAGUUACUACACCGAUGCACCACAAUACUACACUGCCACUUCUUAUUAUACCACUAAGGUCCCCGAGUACUACGCUAUGGAAAAGGCCGAAUACUACCCUUCUACUUAUGCUGCUCCAGUUUACUACACUGAGGCUCCUAAAUAUUCGGCUCCAACUUACUACCAGAACGAGGCUCCGAAGUACUACACCACUAAGGCGCCUGAAUACUACGCGCCUUCUUAUGCUACCCCAAGCUACUACACCGAAUCUCCCGUCUAUUACACUACGACUUACUCCGCUCCCGAGUACUACACCACCAAGGCUCCCGAGUACUACACCACCAAGGCUCCCGAGUACUACACCACCAAGGCUCCCGAGUACUACACCACCAAGGCUCCCGAGUACUACACCACCAAGGCUCCCGAGUACUACACCACCAAGGCUCCCGAGUACUACACCACCAAGGCUCCCGAGUACUACACCACCAAGGCUCCCGAGUACUACACCACCAAGGCUCCCGAGUACUACACCACCAAGGCUCCCGAGUACUACACCACCAAGGCUCCCGAGUACUACACCACCAAGGCUCCCGAGUACUACACCACCAAGGCUCCCGAGUACUACACCACCAAGGCUCCCGAGUACUACACCACCAAGGCUCCCGAGUACUACACCACCAAGGCUCCCGAGUACUACACAGCUCCAAGUUACUACCAAACUGAAGCCCCCAAAUACUACACCACAAAAGCGCCAGAGUACUACACUACCACUUACUCUGCUCCCAGCUACUACACCGAGGCUCCAGCCUACUACACAACAUAUGCAACCCCAUCCUACUACACUGAGCCACCAAAGUACUAUUAAUCGUUAAAAUUGUGUUGUCCAUCUAGCUCGAUGAAGUGUCAAUUAGAUUUUGUUUUAUCAUUGGCGGUCCUCGUUCCCAAUUCAGCAUUUCUUUGAUAUAUAUUUAUGCAUUCACUAUAGUCGCCGCUCCAUACGAAUGGGGUUCUUCAAUGAAAUCUUGAAUACAGAUGUAUAUCGUUACCUAA